Macrobrachium nipponense is the source of this 2879-nucleotide messenger RNA. RefSeq names its product F-box only protein 31-like. Gene Ontology annotation, molecular function: protein binding. The transcript has 9 exons. Lineage: Eukaryota; Metazoa; Arthropoda; Malacostraca; Decapoda; Palaemonidae. The coding region runs from base 219 to 1478 and encodes 419 amino acids. The record is from RefSeq and is a predicted model, not a curated record.
AAAAACCGCGCAAAUUAGGCGAGUCAGGAUUCAGGAGCUGUUACAAAGGCUUCUAUUCCUCCUACUGUAGUCUACAUUCUGUGACAAAUGUAAAUAUAUGUUGCAAAUUACGUCACAUUAAGUGAUGUUAUCUACGUAAAAACUACAGCACUAUAGGUCAGUUAUAGUAGAAGCACCAACGCUGCCUUGCAUUGCACUGGAUUAGGAUUGGGAGUAAUAUGUCCUUGUUGACUCUGGAUAAUCUUCCAGAAUGUGUAAUACUAGAAAUACUGAAGAGAUGCAAAGGAGAGGACUUGGCUGCGGUCAGCUUGACAUGCACCACUUUGUAUUCUGUUACCUCCAUAGAUUCUUUAUGGAAGCAUAUUUGCCAAAGAGAGCUUCGUCAGGAAGUGGUUGACCUUGGCAGUGUAAAAUCCUACCGAAUGCUUUAUGCAAACUUGCUUCACAAGUACAAAUCAAUGUUGGGCGUGUACCAGAUUGAGUGGGACCAUUAUGGAAGCCUGCUUGAAAUAAAGUAUGAAUCUGGCAGCAUCAAAGGAAUAAGCGUGGAGGGAACAGUUGAGGAAGGAAAGAUAUUUGAUGAUUUGAGAGAGGAAGUCCUUUUCACCAUAAAAGGAGAAACUUACCCACCGGAGCUGAUUUGCCUCCCAGAUAUUGACCCCCAUUCUCUCACAAUCAGCUUUGAUCAGGCAACUGGCACGCUAGAGUCUCGAUGCAAGAACUCUUUACGUCACUUAAAAGCUUUUUUGUUCAGGCUUGAGCAAGAACCAAAUAUUAGAGGUGUAGAUGGAGAAGAGUUCUCCUUCCAGAGACUAAGAGGCUUUAAGAAGCUGAGAUACCUCAAGGAACAGUUGGAAAAUGAUAAGCCCAUGAUCUCAGUGCCCCUGAUAUUACCGCGUGCAGAUGACGUGCCAAUCAGUUUAAGAAAAAGUGAUGGAAGCCUUCCAAGUCAGAUUAUCACUCCUGGGCUUUUCAAGGGUGAUUAUUCAGCACAUGGAGUUGAGCUCAUCCUUUUCAAGUAUAUCAGUGAAAAUGAAUUGCAUGGAUUCAAGGUAACUGGGGACCCCAAUGUUUCAGCAGGCAAGAUAUCCCUGAAGUGCUUUUUAGAUUAUCCAGUCAAUCCAACACUGGAAGAACAAAAAUCAAUGGAGGCAUUGCAGAAUAUGCCAAAAGUGAAAAGAACAGGUCCCGUCCAUGAACUCCCAAAGCAGAGAUUUAGAAUUCCAGGUCAAGUCUAUGGUGCCCAAGAAUCAUCUGCUGUUCAUGCGCUUGACCACUGUUUUGCAAGGUACCACGGGGAAUGCCAAGUUGCUUAUGAUAAUUAUCAGCACCCUAGCUUUAUUCAAGCUCAUUUCGUAGUUUUUAAUGACAACCUUAUAGGGGAAGUGCUUUUUGAUCUAGAGUGUGUGUCAUUAUUUUCCAGAGUAGAAAGGUCAUUUCAACCAAGGCUUUGUCAAAAUGUUAAAAGUGUAUUCUGAGAUUAGGCUCUAUAUUUCAAAAUCAAAUUUGUCACAAAUCAUCAUAAUUGUGAUUUUAAGUAUGUAUUCAGAUAUAAUCUAGCUUUGUCUAAAUGAUUUUUCUUUUUCUUCCAAACCUACGUUAAAAAUGUAUACGUAAUUUUUCUUUAAUGGUCUGUAAAUUUAUAUCUGUUAGGAGUUGUAACUAUUUAAUUUUAUUGUUAUAUUCUCUGUCUUCUCAAGCACAAGGAUAAUAUUUUGUGAUAGCUAAGCUAACCUAAUCAAAAACCUUUGGGAUGAUUUUUGAGGAUAUGUGCACAUUAUUAUUUAUAAAUAUCGUCAAAGUAACUACUCUUUAUAAAGGUUAGCAACUGGAUAUUGCAUUAUUCAUAUUUUCAUAUAGCCUUUGCCUUGUGUAUUGAUGAUUUAGAUAUCUGUGAUAACCAAGGCAGAACUUACGUUUCUGUUACAGCCUUUUACAAGAAUUGAAAAUAAAGCAGUGUUAGUACCAUUGUAGAAAAUGAAUAUUAAAUAUUAGCCAACACAACACAGAAUAGAAGCUUAACAGUCUAGAUGAAGGUUCAGUUACCAUUCACUUACUACUUCUAAGGUUUUGGCCAUGAAAAAAUGGAGGUGUUUCUUUACACACAGAAUAUAAUCUUGAGACUACAGCAGACUAUGAAUACACUCGCAAUCUUUCCAAUUUGUUACAUUAGUCAAGUCAUAUUGCACAGCAUUUUGUGAAGUGAGAUGUGCUAUAUUGAGUUGCUUGGUAAAUGUUUUGAAAGAAGCAUGAUUAAAAGGAAAAUAAUGGGUCACUAUUAGUAAAUGUAACUAGUGAAAAAUUUAUCUGAUGAUGAUUAAGCUCAGAGUGUUUGGCGAAUAAGUGUGGAUAUGUUAAUCUAUUGUGGAAGAAAAUAUAAGUGACUUGUAGUUGGGGACGUUAAAUAGUCCAAGUCACAGAGACAAAAGUAGGGGGAUGAAGAAGUUGGAAACCAAGUCAUCUGGAAUGAGGUGGCUGAAGUAUUACAUGGACAUAAAUGUGUAAAGGGUGGAUGUGAUGCCUACAAUGAUGUGCUGUUUAUGAGAAGUUAGAAUGCUAGUUGAGGAUUGUCUAAGUCAUGAAAAUUCUUAAAAUAGCAUUUGACAGAGGUAAAUGUGAAAAGUGAUGAAGAUUAUUUGUGAGGAUGCAAUUUUAUUAGAAUUAUUCUACGUUUUUAUGAUGGAUGACGUUUUUAUAUGCAUUUAUUUAUUGGAAACUAGGAUAUAGAUAUAUUAUGUGAAUUAACUAGACUGGAGAGUCAUCAACCACAUGAAGGAGUCUCAACCUCUCUUCUUGUGCUUUUUAUGGAGGAUCUUAUUGUCUCAAAACUAUUUAAAGUGAUUGUACAGUGUUAUGAAGUAUAUAAAUUAUAUGCACAC